Molecule: messenger RNA, 1413 nt
Organism: Pantherophis guttatus
Lineage: Eukaryota; Metazoa; Chordata; Lepidosauria; Squamata; Colubridae
Source: RefSeq, a predicted model, not a curated record
AACUAAGAUGACUUGGAGCUCUUCUAGCAGGAACUGGUAAACUAAUAUUCUCCUCUGCAUCUGAAAUUUCAAAAAGGCAAGUCCCCUUCUGAUGAAGCUAAAGGAGAGAAAACUACAAGAUGGGGUAUUUCAUUCCGAUCUCUUGUCAUAGUUCCCCACUUUUGUGGACAAUUCUUGCACUUGGAAUGAAAUGGAUAGAAGAGGCCCUGAGUUGCCCCACAGAAUGUACUUGUAAUAAGUUGCAAGUGAACUGCACAGGAAAAAAAUUGCAAAACUUUCCAACCACAAUUCCUCUGACUACUAAAAAACUAAUUCUGGCACAGAACAAUCUCACCAAUUUACCACUAUUAACCAUGAGUUAUCUCAAUGAACUGGUCCACCUUGAUUGCAGCCACAAUCUGAUAACAAUGGACUUGGAUUUCAGCUUUCCAGGGUUAAUCAAACUGACAUAUUUGGAUCUCAGUUUCAACAGGCUCUCCCACAUAACAUCCUUCACUUUUUCACAACUGAGUGAGCUGCUGCUCUUAAAUCUCUCUGGCAAUCCAUUGAUGGUGGAGAUUAUGGCGCAAGCCUUUGAAAAGAACAGUCUUCUGAGAUAUAUAGAUUUGAGUAAUUGUGGCUUGUCUUACCUCAGUGCUGAAAUGUUCCAAAAACUGUACAGACUUCGUAUUUUGGGAAUAAAGGAUAACCCCUGGAAUUGUGACUGCAAAUUCCUGAUGUUCUCCAACUGGCUAACAAAUACUGAUAUUAAAUCCCCAGAUUUUGAGAAUACCACUUGCAAUAAACCAGAAAAAAUGCAGGGUCUUUCUCUCAUCAAGGCAAAAUUGGAGCUCCGUUACCUGUGCCUUCUGCACUUACAACUAGAAGAUUUCAUAUACAUCUGUCUAUUAACCUUCUGUGUUUUCUUUGGAGGAACUCUAGUGGCAUGGCUGGUUGGGUUUGGCACAGUGAUGUAUUACCAUCCUGUAGUGAGACUAUAUGAUGAACCAGAGGAUGAAGAGUACAGAAUGAUUUAACUAAUUGCUUUGGAGGUCUUCCAAGUGUCAAUACCUAAUGCAGAUGCACCAACAUUUUAGUCCCUUUGUUUUAUUACAAAAUUUGUUAGUUGCAGUUUUAACUCAUUUAAAGGGAGAGUUUUCAUUUUAUUUCAUUAUGAAUAAAAAUACAGCCUUGAGGUAGGGGAUAGGAUGAUCAAAAGAGAGGAUUAUGUAUCAGAGAAAGAGAAUUUCUAAUGUGUUGGGGUGUGGAUGUGUCUUCCAACAAUGAAAUAUUUCUAAGAAAAUAUAGAAGUAACAGAAUAGAGGACAAGCAAGAAAACCUCGUCCUUUUUAUGUGAUUGGCUAUAAAAAGUUUGUUUCUGAACAAAGACUUUGGUAGGAAUAAACAAAAGCCUCGCUCAUGAAAAUUGCACAA